AUGAAGUCCUUCACCUUCGCGUCUGCCGUCCUCUUCGCAGCAGCAGCCCUCACCGGCACCUCUGCCCUCCCCCUCGCGAACCCACAGACCGAACCCGCCUGCUCCACAUACACCGUCACAGUCACCACCACAAUCACCCCCACCACCACCCCCACCGUCUCCCCCACCCCUCUCGAAACCUCCCCUCCCCUCCCCCUCGGCGACUACCAACAACCCAUGAACCUCGACAACACCACCACCCUCCUCUCCGCCUCCCUCGUCAUGGGCGUCGACGAAACCCGCCCCGACACCCCCCUCCCGCGCUACAAGCAGAUGGGGCCAAACGUCUACAUCUCCAUCCCAUUCACGGCUGCGCACGCCGGCCGCCAGUGCCGCUUCCACUUCGCCUUCUCCGCGCUCGCCGACGGCGGGAACGGCAAGGGCGCCGAGGAGAUCUAUGCGCUCAAGUCCGGCAGCGUCGUCGACGAGACGCUCACGUUCAAUAAGCAGCCCGCGCUGGAGGAUGCGCCGGUGGCGAGCUUUUGGAUGAACGAUGCGAUGGGGGCGGGGAGUCCGCCCUUGGAGAUGUAUAGGGCGGAGAAGAGGGCCGACUUUGUGUGUCCGGGGGUGCCGACGGGGUAUGCGGUGAGGGGGAGGGAUGGGGCCGUGGCGAAUUGGAGUUGGAAUAAGGGUGCUGUUGUGGAGGUGUUGGGGGAGAGCGGGUGGUGGGAUGAUGGUAAGGGGGGGUUGUAUUAG
Molecule: messenger RNA, 735 nt
Organism: Morchella importuna
Lineage: Eukaryota; Fungi; Ascomycota; Pezizomycetes; Pezizales; Morchellaceae
Exons: 1
Coding region: 1-735 (244 amino acids)
Source: RefSeq, a predicted model, not a curated record